CAGAGCGCAGCGGAGCCAUGAGCGCGGAGCCCGGGGCCGACGCCGGAGAGUCCCCUCCCGGGGAGCCCCUGCCCGGCAGUGGGGUCCGCAUCGUGGUGGAGUACUGUGAACCCUGUGGAUUUGAGUCCACCUACCUGGAGCUGGCCAGUGCUGUGAAGGAAGAGUACCCUGGCAUCCAGAUUGAGUCACGCCUUGGGAGCACCGGAGCUUUUGAGAUUGAGAUCAAUGGGCAAUUGGUCUUUUCCAAGCUAGAGAACGGAGGAUUUCCCUACGAAAAGGAUCUCAUUGAGGCUAUCCGAAGAGCCAGUAGUGGAGAACCUCUGCAAAAGAUCACCAAUAGCCGCCCCCCUUGUGUCAUCCUGUGACCCUGCAAGGUCUCCAGUUCCCUCCUGGGCCAGGGCUCCUUCCCUAUACCCCUCUGUCCUGGGUGCCUCUCCCAUAUUGGGGUCCUCUCCAUCUUAGCAAAAUCCUUCCUCAUUGGAGAUUAGGAUGAGAGAGCCCAUCUCACUGACCAAGCAUCGGUUCACCCCCAACAACACUCUUGGUCUUAUCAACCUCUCUCCCCACCCCCUCUGUGCUGAGAGAUCCCAGCCUCCCAGCCACUUCUUGGUGAAGCCAGAGGGCAAGAGCUUCAGAGAUUCCAGGUACAAGCCUGGCUGCCAUCUCUCUAGAGAGGGGACGGUUCAACCCAAGCUCAGAGUAGGGGGGAGAAAUGCCCCCCCCAUCACUGCCAUCCCCACGCCCAGUGUUUCAUAGAAACUUCAAAUCUACAAAUGCAUGUACACACACACACACGCACGCACGCACAUACAUGGUGCCUCAAAGAUGCCUGUACCCUCCAUCGCCUGGCAAUGCCAAUGAGAUGCCACCAGACUUCUGAUUGAUUUCCCACACACAAACAACACAUCCCGCUACUCUAGGGAAAAGACCAAUUGUUGGCAAUAAAGUGACGCUGCUACUCUUUCC
Molecule: messenger RNA, 966 nt
Organism: Vombatus ursinus (common wombat)
Lineage: Eukaryota; Metazoa; Chordata; Mammalia; Diprotodontia; Vombatidae
Gene: MIEN1
Product: migration and invasion enhancer 1
Exons: 4
Coding region: 18-365 (115 amino acids)
Biological process (GO): positive regulation of filopodium assembly; negative regulation of apoptotic process
Source: RefSeq, a predicted model, not a curated record